UUUGCACAUUUCUUGCAUCGCGCGCACGAUUUUGGAAUUGGCCUCUUUUUUCAGCCACUUGAAUGAACUUGGCCACUUUUCUGCUGCCAACAUAAACGUAGAGUUUGAUUAUUUAAACCUUAAGAAAGCCCGGGAAAAACUGCAUCAGCCCGAGCAGUGUGCUGCGAUUCUUCUCCUGCCACCGCAAAGCCCGAUUUUGCAAUCGCUGAACAAGCUGGACGAAGCAAAAGCCUUAGUUGGAAGCCCUAAGAUGUCGCAAGGAAAGGUUGAAGGUGGUGUUGGUCCGUGUACACCGAAACAAAGCCGACUGCAUUUUGUAGGAGAGCCAAAGGGCGCUAUGGUCCGCAGUCCCUGGAACGUGAGAGAGAAAGUCAAGGUUUACGCUUUCAUGGGGAUUCGGACGCCAGAUGUCGAUUCUUGGAAAAAGGUGUCGCGCUGCCGAAUCGAUCAACUCUCUAUUGCCCAAAUGGACUCUCUCUUCAACCUGAACAUGUUGAGCCAGUAUGCGAAGGCCUCAAACACGCUAACUAAGGUAAUUGGCAUUCAAGAUCUUUGCAGAGAGCGCAUGGGCGACGAGUUUUUACAAAUCCCAUACUGCACCCAACUUUGUGCUCGAGUGCCAGUGUUUGUGGGGCUCUGCGGACACGCGUCUUGCGAGUCGUGCCAAAUGUUGCCCACCUGCUGCUUCAUUUGUAAGACCGGCCCGCUAACAAAGCGUGUCAAUUAUGAUUUGGAGGUCCAAGUUGCUCAUGAAGAAAAUGACCAAGAAAUCAAAAAAGUUGGCAAUCAUGACUGGCAGGCUGUUAAAGCUAAACUGUACACAAAUACAGACAAAGAGGCGCUUGCAAUAGCCACUGGGAAAGUAGAGGACUUGAACAAGAAUCAGAUUGUGGGGAUCCUUGCCAAAAAUAACAUUCAGGAGCCAGCAGCCUAUGACGAUGAGGAUCUCGCGCGUGCUCUGCUGCGAGGGGUGAUCCGCAUGCGUAUCGGAACCGGAUGCAUGGGCUGCGACAGUGCCAACCGUGUUUACAUUCUGUCAUGCAAGCACCUGUGGUUCUGCCAGGACUGCAUUUUAAAAGCUGGCGGCAAGUGCCCAUAUUGCUCGCGCAAGUCCCCCCACACAAUCCCAAUUAACAAUGAUACAAUUGAUCUUGUUAAGAGAACUUAAAUAUUGCGUUUUAGACAAUUCUUAAUUGUGAGUAAUAAUAAGUCGUAAUCUCUCUCUCUCUCUCUCUACCUCUCUUUUAACUUUUGUUGCUGCAAGAGCAGAGAAAUGUUUUUUAAUGUGUAGUAUUUUAAUAUGUAAUCAAACAUCUGCAAAUUUUUCGCAAAAUCUGUGUCGGCUUGUUGUGCACCUCACAUUAACUUGUUAUUCAAAAAUAUUCAAAACACGUUGGCCAAUUUUGGGGGUUAAUAUUUGUAACUUUGACUGUAUUUUCUAAUAAUGAGUGCCAUAUGCACAUGUUCACAUUCCUUUUGUUCGU
Messenger RNA from Neocloeon triangulifer, 1484 nucleotides. RefSeq lists its product as uncharacterized. Bases 251 to 1168 code for a protein of 305 amino acids. The record is from RefSeq and is a predicted model, not a curated record. The transcript has 9 exons. NCBI's taxonomy places the organism in Eukaryota, Metazoa, Arthropoda, Insecta, Ephemeroptera, Baetidae.